AUGUCUGAUCCCACAACUAGUAUUGUUUACACAGAAAUCGCCCGCCUCAACUUCACUACUGAGGAAAGAACCGCCCUGCGGUCUUUCUUUAGCAAUCAUAAGGAAACAAAGAACGAAGCGGAGGAAGUCCUUCCAACCUGUGCUACGGACGUUGAGAAA
Paraglomus brasilianum is the source of this 159-nucleotide messenger RNA. NCBI's taxonomy places the organism in Eukaryota, Fungi, Glomeromycota, Glomeromycetes, Paraglomerales, Paraglomeraceae. The record is from the annotation of a GenBank genome assembly.